AUGACGAAUUCUGAAAACCAUGACCCUGACCGCGGCCCCGAUUGGAUGAGACAUGAGAAGGAGGAAUGGAUGAUGGCUGCUGGGAGGAAUCUGAAGAAGCUGCCACCACUAAUGCCUUGGUUGUCGCAGGAAGUGAAGGAGGAGCAUUAUUCUGGAGUUGCACCUCAUGCAAAAACAGCAUGGAGCGGGCUUCAACGAAUGUUGGAAGAGGGACUUUACAGACCGAGGGCUGGAUGGGAAGAAGGAGAAGGAGAGCCUGAAAGUGGAGGAUUGAUUUGUGCAGCAGCCAUGGUGGGAGUUGCAGUCGGAUGGCUAACAGUCGAAUUAGAAGAAUCCGCCAUAAUAGAACAAAGGUGGAAGCAGCAGAAACAGGUUGAACGUGAAGACAACAAGAAGACAACAAUAGGUUACUGCCCUACGAAGACAACAAGAAGCUGGAACGUGAAGGAGAUAAUGCCGGCGCUGAUGAAGAGGAAGGCGACGCGGCGGAGGAGGAAGAAAACAGGUUGA
Oldenlandia corymbosa var. corymbosa is the source of this 510-nucleotide messenger RNA. The record is from the annotation of a GenBank genome assembly. Lineage: Eukaryota; Viridiplantae; Streptophyta; Magnoliopsida; Gentianales; Rubiaceae.